UUGAUAUCAACUCUUGAAUCAAGGGCACGUGCAGCUGAUGUGCUGCCAAAGCCCACAUUUCGUCGACAGACACCGCAGUCUGCGAAUGAAAACGUCUUCUACGAUGUCCUCUAUGCUUACUACGUCCGCCGCCUAAAAUUCCACCCUGCUGCGAAAGUCUGCUUCGAACAGGCAGUGCGGCUCUCUGAGGAAUUGGCACUUACUUUGCCCUCACUGUUUCGGCGAGUGAAGGGCGGCCAGUGUGGCGCGGGUUCUAGAGUUUUGGCGGUUCUCCAAAGACAGGCUUUUUGUCUCUCUGCUUGCAUAAGUGCACUGGAGUUGCUGCCGUCGGAGGAUCAAUGGCUCGUCAUACCAGAUGUCAAAGGUGCCUUCGUUGAUGGACUUGUCGCAGAAGAAUCGCCAGACGAUAAGACUGAAGCCAUGUCUUGGGCAUUCGAUGAUGACGAAAUCGAAUGUGAAUGUAAAGGCACAGUUCCCGAAACCACUCCAUUCCGUGCUGAGGGCCGUCGUGUCCUACGGCUGGCCGAUCUUGAGCACCAGUACUUGGCCGUGCGAGCCCGUCUCCGCCUAGCACAAGUGUCCUGGCAGCAAGGCAUGCUUCGUGUGGGAGCCACUUCGCCGCAGGAGCUCUAUUCUUCUCUCAUCGCUACUGCGCUCUUUGAGGAGGCCUUUCACCUCUUGGUAUCCUUUGACCUUGACCCAUCAGCAUUGGUUACCACAGUGGCCUCUCGCUGCGCAGCGCUCACAGAGCACCUGCAAAUUAAUAAUGGCAACUUAUCCAAUGCCCCUUGCCUCCUGCCUCUGUCUAAUGGUGCCUCGCUGCUGAGCGUUGAACGCGCACUAGUCGCAAAGUCCGUUGCUGCCCUGUCGGAUUACCUAGAUCUCGAUGGAGCAAUAACGGUGGAAAGUCAAACGAGUCAUCUCCUCGAUUUGUAUUGGUCCCUUUUGAGAGUCAUUUUAUCGUCCUUGGACUCUCAUGUAGUCAAAAGUCAUCCACGGUCUAAAUGGGAUCUUGAUUUGCUUGCCUGCCGAAUAAUACUCUCCGGAUCGCCCAGUCAGCACUCUUCAAUCCAACUUCCUGGUUGGCUCAUGCAAAGGCUCCUCCUGAGUGAGGCUCCCGGUCCAGUGGUGCCCCUCUUGCGACUUUUUCUGCAGCACAACAGACUGCGCGACGCCUGUCGUUUGGCCACUUCUAUGCUAUCGGCUGCUGUCGGCCCAGAGACUGGUCAGUGCGCAGCCCUCCUCAAGAAGGCUAACCUUCACCAGCUAAAGAUGAGUCAAAGCCCUCUCAGUGAAUGUGCUUCUUCGAUGUCAGUUUAUCUUCCGCACGGUCUCCUUGUGCGUCUUCUGGAUGCCCUUGCUUCCGUCUCGCGCACCUCAGUGCCAUUCUCCUCCUCAGUGAUCUAUGUUCUUGUUCAAGGUGCUGUCAUCUCGGCGAGGAAGUUCUGCCCAAACGCGAUAGACCAUCUGCAGUCGCCACGGUUUUAUAGCUUUCGUCAGCUUGGCUACUUUUCAGUUGGUUUCGUCCUUCAGCUCAAAUAA
Mesocestoides corti is the source of this 1542-nucleotide messenger RNA. NCBI's taxonomy places the organism in Eukaryota, Metazoa, Platyhelminthes, Cestoda, Cyclophyllidea, Mesocestoididae. The record is from the annotation of a GenBank genome assembly.